AUGCCCAUUCUAAACCACCAUUCCUUGCCAGAGACUUAUAAGGAGAUGUGCGAAGUCGCACGCAAGUACGAUCAGACCCGCUUAACCGUAGCCGCUGGGAAGUACCGACAUCCGACAUUGUUAAAGAAUGAAGGAAACCAAGCCGAGAGGAUUUUUCAGCAGCUCAAUGACUUGUCCAUUAAUCUCUUGGAAACGACACGAACCAUGAACGAGAUGAUACAAGAUCAGCAACGGAACAUCCACGCGAGAACAGACAACAGGCAAAGAACUACCGAAAGGACAGGAUCACCAGAACUCCCUAUGCUAGGCCUAGCGAAGGCCAAGAGCGAAUCGCAGGAGUUGGAUCUGGCCAUGAAGGGACUCAGAAGAACAAUCGCUAUGCCCGUCGAUUUCUCUACCCUAUCGUCACCUCGUGAAGCCCAUACUCAACAGUGCCAUCAACACGCUCAUGAACACCCACGGAGUGAAACUUGA
Molecule: messenger RNA, 474 nt
Organism: Lobosporangium transversale
Lineage: Eukaryota; Fungi; Mortierellomycota; Mortierellomycetes; Mortierellales; Mortierellaceae
Exons: 3
Coding region: 1-474 (157 amino acids)
Source: RefSeq, a predicted model, not a curated record